Pipra filicauda (Wire-tailed manakin) is the source of this 1227-nucleotide messenger RNA. It is a transcript of the gene PTDSS1, whose product is annotated as phosphatidylserine synthase 1. Lineage: Eukaryota; Metazoa; Chordata; Aves; Passeriformes; Pipridae. Gene Ontology annotation, biological process: phosphatidylserine biosynthetic process. Gene Ontology annotation, molecular function: L-serine-phosphatidylethanolamine phosphatidyltransferase activity. The annotation marks the transcript as partial. The record is from RefSeq and is a predicted model, not a curated record. The transcript is spliced from 7 exons.
CCACCUCUCCCCCUCCGGCGCUGCCUUCGUCCUUCCCUCGCGCGUGGGCGCGGCCCGGCGAGUUCCUCCUCUCCCCUCCCCUGCCCUGCCUUGCCUCGCCUCGCCUCGCGUUCCCCUCAGCGCGGCAGGAGCGGCGCUGCCCCGCUCGGCCCCGCUCGGCUCCCGCAGGGGGACGCGGCGCGGUCGGGCAGCCGGGCUCGGGCCGCGCCGCCCUGCCCUGCCCCGCCCCGGGACAACCCGAGCUGCGCUGAGACGAGGGGAGAAGAGGGGGCGAGAUGGCGUCGUGCGUGGGGAGCCGGACCCUGAGCAAGAACGACGUGAACUACCGCCUGCACUUCCGCAUGAUCAACGAGCAGCAGGUGGAGGACAUCACGCUUGAGUUCUUCUACCGGCCGCACACCAUCACCCUCCUCAGCUUCACCAUCCUCAGCCUCAUGGCCUUCGCCUUCACCAGGGAUGAUUCUGUACCAGAGGAUAAUAUUUGGAGGGGUAUCCUCUCUGUGAUUUUCUUCUUUCUAAUCAUCAGUGUUCUAGCUUUUCCUAAUGGACCCUUUACGCGUCCUCAUCCUGCAAUAUGGAGGAUGGUUUUUGGUCUCAGUGUGCUCUAUUUUCUGUUCCUGGUGUUCGUGCUCUUCCUUAACUUUGAGCAGGUAAAAGCAGUGAUGUACUGGCUGGAUCCUAAUCUUCGAUAUGCCACAAGGGAAGCAGAUAUUAUGGAGUAUGCAGUGAACUGUCAUGUUAUCACCUGGGAAAGAAUCCUUAGCCACUUUGAUAUAUUUGCUUUUGGACAUUUCUGGGGCUGGGCUAUGAAGGCUUUGCUGAUCCGCAGCUAUGGGCUCUGCUGGACUAUCAGCAUCACCUGGGAGCUCACUGAGCUCUUCUUCAUGCACCUUCUGCCUAAUUUUGCUGAAUGCUGGUGGGAUCAAGUCAUUUUGGACAUCCUGCUUUGUAACGGGGGUGGCAUCUGGUUGGGCAUGGUAGUUUGUCGUUUCUUGGAGAUGAGGACCUAUCACUGGGCAAGCUUCAAGGACAUUCACACAACCACAGGGAAAAUCAAAAGAGCUGUAUUGCAGUUCACCCCAGCCAGCUGGACCUAUGUCCGCUGGUUUGACCCAAAGUCAUCAUUUCAGAGAGUGGCUGGAAUCUAUCUUUUCAUGAUCAUUUGGCAGGUAAGAAAUAAAUUCUGUGACCUCAAAGCUGCCAUCAGCUCAGUUACUUGUUGGCUAU